CGCAGAUCUUCCACCUUUGCGCCGCCUCUUGCCUCUCCUCCUAGAAACUACCAUGGCGCCCAAGGCCGAGAAGAAGCCUGCUGCAGAGAAGAAGUUGGUGAAGUCGGAGAAGAAGCCCAAGGCGGAGAAGCACGUGCCCGGGAAGGAGGGCGACACUAACAAGAAGAAGGCCAAGAAGAGCAAUGAGACAUACAAGAUCUACAUCUUCAAGGUGCUCAAGCAGAUUGACCCGAACAUGGGUAUCUCCUCCAAAUCAAUGUCCAUCAUCAACUCCAUCAUCAACGACAUCUUUGAGAGGCUCGCCGGCGAGUCGGCAAAGCUCGCACGCUACAACAAGAAGCCCACCAUCACCUCCCGGGAGAUCCAGACUGCCGUGCGCCUUGUCCUUCCAGGCGAGCUUGCCAAGCACGCCGUCUCCGAGGGAACCAAGGCCGUUACCAGAUUCACCGUGUAUUAGAUCGCCACCAGGACUUUCUUAGUCUGGUUUGGUUUCUUCAUUUGUCAACAAAAAUAUGGGGUUAUGUUUCCCUAUGCAAAAAUGUAGAAUGAGUUGGAUUUGCUAAUCAAUAAAUUAUCCAAUGUUUGUUUGAAA
Molecule: messenger RNA, 592 nt
Organism: Triticum aestivum (bread wheat)
Lineage: Eukaryota; Viridiplantae; Streptophyta; Magnoliopsida; Poales; Poaceae
Product: histone H2B.6-like
Exons: 1
Coding region: 53-457 (134 amino acids)
Cellular component (GO): nucleosome
Molecular function (GO): structural constituent of chromatin; DNA binding; protein heterodimerization activity
Source: RefSeq, a predicted model, not a curated record